GUGCAAUUAAGUGUGACUCUAUUAGCAAACAAACCCUAUCCAAAGUCGCUUACAAAUGGGCAGGAAAGUUACAGUGUAUAAACCUACGAGUGUUUUAUACACUAAAGAUCAGCUAAUGAAUGUUUUCAAGAGCUAUGAUGCUGAUGGAGAUGGAAAACUUUCAAGGGAAGAGCUUAAGAAAGCAUUCAAAUAUCUUGGCUCGCGUUGGGGUUCUUAUAGAGCUGAUCAGGCACUCCGGUGUACUGAUGCUAACGAUGAUGGGUACAUUGAUGAAAAGGAGUUGGAAAAGCUAGUUGAUUACACCCUAGAACGCCGGUGCCAUACAUUUAACUAGAACACGAAUGAAGCUAUUUGUUUCCUGUUGAACUUUCUCUGAAGAAUCUCAUUCUAAAGUGUGUUGCAAUAAUUUAUAUUAAUCGAUAGGAUGCUGCAAAGCAUGGCCAUCCGAGUUUGCUAAAGGUCGGCUGGUGGGGUUGGGUGAAUCCUUGAUUUUAUUCUCACUAUAGUAACCCCCAAUUGAGGCCGCAACAUGUCGGAAAUGACAAGAAUUAUAGAGAAAUGGGAGCUUCCUAAAGGCUCCAAACCAAUCUCAAGUAUGAGACAAACACUGAAUAUCUCUAUUGAAUUGGAAAAGGCGAGAUCAUUAACUUAAGUCAACAAGUUUAAGCCAGUGUCACAUCAAUGCCACACAAGUCAUUUGAUUCAUUUUGAGUGCAAGUACUUUCUCAGCC
Molecule: messenger RNA, 731 nt
Organism: Quercus lobata
Lineage: Eukaryota; Viridiplantae; Streptophyta; Magnoliopsida; Fagales; Fagaceae
Product: calcium-binding protein CML39-like
Exons: 2
Coding region: 56-334 (92 amino acids)
Molecular function (GO): calcium ion binding
Source: RefSeq, a predicted model, not a curated record